Molecule: messenger RNA, 2294 nt
Organism: Vitis vinifera (wine grape)
Lineage: Eukaryota; Viridiplantae; Streptophyta; Magnoliopsida; Vitales; Vitaceae
Product: F-box protein At5g49610
Exons: 2
Coding region: 1050-2183 (377 amino acids)
Molecular function (GO): protein binding
Source: RefSeq, a predicted model, not a curated record
CGUAACAAAUAGAGAGCGAGAGAGGAGGCAUGUGUUCCCUUACUUCUCCCUUUUUAAACCCACCACCCACGUUCGCCGUCUCCAUCCUCACUCCCUUUCUCUCGGCUACAGACUUCACACACCCGAAUCGUAACCCAGGUGGGUGCUGGUCUGCUGUUUAUGGAGCCAAUCAUAAUUUUUGCCCUUUUUUUUCUGAUGAAAUAUGUUUCUAAAUGAUGACAAUUCAUAUGUCAAUGUGGUAUUGCUAUGUGCCUGACUACUUUAAUGUUUCUUGUGUUGUUGUUCUUAAUUUGGAUAUUGCUAUGUGCUUUACUACUUUGAUAUUUCUUCUUUUAUUGUUCUUUGAAUCUGAUUUUGUAUAUAUUUUCCAUUCAGCUAUUCAACAAUGUUUAGUCCUUUUUGGCAUAUUUAACUGCAUCUCAUAUUGAUAUCAUUUUGAUUCCAAGCUGAGUGCCAUCAGCUCUGAGCAUUCAUGGUUAAUCAUGCUGAAGUCCUAUCUGGAUGAGUACCAAUAUCAAGCAAUGGAUACUUGUCUGAUUGAUUUUACCUAAAUCAGCAAUUUAGGUUUAGGCCCCCACUUUGCAUUACUUCAAAAUUGCUGGUUCCAUCUAUGAAUAAAGACCAAAUUAGAUUAUUGAAAAUGGUUGACUUCAAAAGAUAAUUUUGUUCUUGACUCAGGCCAUAUUGUGCCUCAUAGACUGUUUGGAUUCUUUGUUUUGUGGUUUUAUUUCUUGCUUGGUGCAGUUCUUAUACCUCAUUGUAUGGUGGAGAGAGGGCAUAGAAACGACCAGACAUUGAUCCUUGUUCCAUAUGGAAGAUCUUAUGAACAUAUAUCAGCUUGAAUUUUAGAAUUAAAAUUAUGAAAAGAUUUGAUAAUUAAAUAAUUCUUUGUUUUUGGCAGUUCACUGGGUGUGUUUCCUCACUUCUCCUUGUAACCAUUUUCAUUCAGAUAUAGGGAUUUGAAAUAUAUCUAUUUUCAAUCUCAGUAUGUUGGAUCUCCUUGAUGACUUUCUCAGGGUUUGUAGAUUAGAUACAAUUUCCAGUGGUAAAUGGCAGAUGGGAGUGGAAGAAGGACCAGCCUUCGGACAGGAGGAGGAUUAUUGAAUCUGCCAUUAGACAUCAUGGCUGAUAUCCUGUCUUUGCUUCCUAUAGAGGACAUCCUUCGAUGCAGGAGUGUAUGCAAGACCUGGUAUGGCUUGACGAAGGAUUCUUAUUUUUUCAAGUUGCAAUUUAGAAGAACAUUUUAUCACAUGCCCCGACUCAUGUUUAUAUCAAAGUCAGAAAAUAGCGUGUUUUUAUUGGACGGUAAGCAAUGUAAGGCGAGAGAGAUUGCUCUACCAACUGUGCUCGGACGCAAUCUCAUUGUCAUGAGUUCUUGCAAUGGCUUGCUUUGCUUGGCUUCAGAAGAAUCGCCUAAUCCAGUGAUCAUUUCUAACCCAAUAACAAGAAAGUAUAUUGUUUUGCCAGAAUCAGUGAAUGCUUCUUACUCCUUCAUUCAACUAGUUGGAUUGGGCUAUGAUCCUUGGAACAUGAAGUACAAAGUGGUAAGAUCCUACAUUGACAAUUCGAAGUUCACCAGAUUUGAAAUUAUUACACUGGGGGAAGCUUCAUGGAGGCAACUCGAUGUUCCAUGCAGAGUAGUUUGUGGGCGCAAUUCGAGGCCAAUAUAUUGUGAAGGUGCACUCUAUUGGAUCCUUGAUAAGAAGUUUCACUAUGAUGGCGACGGAUGCAUCCUUGCUUUUGAUUUAAGAGAGGAGAAGUUUGGAAUGAUAGCAUUGCCUCCCAACAUCAGAAUGCCAACGGGUAAUCCUGGUCUGUACAAUGGUAGUUUGCACUUGUUGAAUGUAGCAGGUUGCUUGACUGUCAUUGCCGAUGAAUGCCAGUUUCUGCAUAUAUGGCAAGUGAUGCGAAACAGGGAUAGAGGCUUUUCUGUUCGCUACCGUAGAAGUGACAUGCAUUGUCGCUGGAGUGUUUUCUCACAGCCAGUGUUGCUUGAUUGGUGUAAAGACAGUCUCUUGCUGUCAGUGAGCAAGUUUGGGGUAUACUCGGAGCGUGACCUCGUAGAGUAUUUCCCCGAAAGGAAACAGUAUGCUGGUCACCACAUCCGUGGACUUCCAAAAUGGUUUAGAAGUUGUAGUUUCAAGCCCAACCUUAUUUCUCCUCUCGAGUGCUGGCUCUCCUGAUAGUGUAAUCUGGUGCUAAUAGCACUAGACUGUGCUGUUUUUUUAAUGUUAUUUUUUGAAUGAAAUGUUGCACAUGCCAAUAUAUAUACAUGUUUUCCUGGUUAAAGAUUA